This is a messenger RNA of Kwoniella shivajii, 2298 nucleotides long. Its product is annotated as protein transporter SEC23. The transcript is spliced from 9 exons. Gene Ontology annotation, molecular function: zinc ion binding; GTPase activator activity. Gene Ontology annotation, cellular component: COPII vesicle coat; endoplasmic reticulum exit site. The coding region runs from base 1 to 2298 and encodes 765 amino acids. NCBI's taxonomy places the organism in Eukaryota, Fungi, Basidiomycota, Tremellomycetes, Tremellales, Cryptococcaceae. The record is from RefSeq and is a predicted model, not a curated record. Gene Ontology annotation, biological process: COPII-coated vesicle cargo loading; intracellular protein transport; COPII-coated vesicle budding.
AUGAACGGUCCAGGGUUCGAAGAUGUUGAAGAUAAAGAUGGCGUCAGGCUCUCAUGGAACGUCUGGCCAUCCAGUCGUAUCGAAGCUACAAGGACUGUCGUUCCUAUCUCUGCCUUAUAUACUCCCUUGAAGGAAAGAGAAGAUCUACCUCCUGUGAUGUACGAACCUGUCACUUGUAAGGGUUCUUGUAAAGCUAUUUUGAACCCCUAUUGUCAAGUCGAUGUUCGAGGUAAAAUGUGGAUAUGUCCAUUCUGUUUACAACGUAAUCCUUUCCCUCAACAUUAUCACCAAGAUCUUUCACCUAACAAUCUUCCUCCUGAGCUUUUACCAAAAUUCACAACUAUCGAAUACACACUUUCGAGACCUGCGCAAAUCCCUCCAGUCUUUCUUUACGUAGUGGACACUUGUGUAGACGAAGAUGAACUCAAAGCUUUAAGAGAAACUUUGGUCGUCAGUUUGAGCUUGUUACCUCCUAAUGCUUUAGUCGGUUUGAUCACCUUCGGAACUAUGGCGAUGGUCCACGAACUUGCGUAUGCGGAUUGCCCAAAGGCAUACGUAUUUAGAGGAUCAAAAGAUUAUCAACCUAAGCAAAUCGCAGAUAUGUUAGGUCUCAAUCCUUCCUCUAGACCUCUUCAACCAAUGAGACCAGGUCAACCAUUACCCGCUCCAGCAGCAUCGAAGUUCCUCCAAACUGUUGAGACAUGUGAAUUCCAACUUACAAACAUCCUUGAAAAUCUUCAAAGAGACCCUUGGCCAGUAGACCAAGAUAAAAGACCACUUAGAUGCACUGGUGUUGCUUUGGGCGUAGCUACUGCUUUGCUUGAGAGCGCAUUCCCUAACACCGGUGCUAGAAUCAUGCUCUUCUCCGGUGGUCCUCCUACCGAUGGUCCAGGUUUGGUCGUUAGUCCUGAACUCAGAGAACCCAUUCGAUCGCACCAUGACAUCGACAGAGACAGCGUUAAGCACUUCAAGCGAGCCACCAAGUACUACGAAGGUCUCUCUAAACGAGCUUCUGCUAACGGUCAUGCCAUCGAUAUCUAUGCCGGAUGUCUCGAUCAAGUCGGUCUCUUGGAAAUGAAAUCGCUCACAAAUGCCACCAACGGUUUCAUGAUCAUAUCCGACUCGUUCAUGACAGCCAUUUUCAAGCAAAGUUUCUUGCGAACUCUGGGCAAAGACGAACAAGGUUACCUCAAGAUGGGUUUCAAUGGUACUUUCGAUGUUUUGACUACCAAAGAACUCAAGAUAUCUGGUGUUAUCGGCCACGUUAUCUCAGCCAACAAAAAAUCGCAAUGCGUUGGCGAGACAGAAAUUGGUAUUGGACAAACGUCAGCUUGGAAAGUUUGUUCACUUACCCCAAAAACUUCUUUGGCCGUGUACUUUGAAGUUGUUACUCCUGCUGGUCAAGCUUUAUCCCCUAAUCAAUCAGGUCUAAUCCAAUUCGUUACUCAUUAUCAACAUUCAUCCGGUCAAUAUCGAUUACGAGUCACAACUAUAUCUCGAACUUUCCAAGAAGGAGGACAUCCUUCUAUUGCAGCUUCGUUUGAUCAAGAAGCAGCCGCCGUCCUCAUGGCUCGAAUCGCCGUAUUCAAAGCUGAAAUUGACGAUUCACCAGAUGUACUCAGAUGGCUGGAUAGAAUGCUCAUCAGAUUGUGUCAGAAAUUCGCGGAUUACAGGAAAGAAGAUCCAACAUCCUUCCAGCUCAGCCCAAAUUUCAGUAUUUACCCUCAAUUCAUGUUCCAUUUGAGAAGAUCUCAGUUCUUACAAGUGUUCAAUAAUUCUCCUGAUGAAACAGCAUUCUACAGACAUGUGCUCAAUGAUGCCGAUGUCAACAAUUCUCUCAUUAUGAUUCAGCCAACGUUGAUGUCAUAUGGAUUCGACACUGAGCCUCAUCCAGUCUUGUUAGAUUCCGUUUCUAUCCGACCUGAUGUGAUUUUACUUUUGGACACAUUCUUCCAUAUUUUGAUCUUCCACGGAGAGACAGUCGCUCAAUGGAGAAAAGCGAAUUAUCAAGAACAAGAAGACUAUGCCAACUUUAAAGAAUUGUUAGAAGCUCCAGUCGUUGAUGCACAAGAGUUAUUGGAAGAUAGAUUACCUAUUCCAAGAUAUAUCGUUUGUGAUCAAGGUGGAUCGCAAGCGAGAUUCUUAUUAUCAAAAUUGAACCCUUCAACUACACAUCAAUCUGGAAGUAUGUACGGCGCAGGUCCCGCAGGUGGUCAAGCUAUCUUUACAGAUGAUGUCAGUCUGCAAGUAUUCAUGGAGCACCUAAAGAGAUUGGCUGUUGGUGCUUCUACGAGCUAG